AUGGCUGAACUCGCUGCGAUCGCUCUGUUUCUUGCCGAUACAGAACGACUACAAAAGCUGGUUGGAUUGAUCAAUCAACCAAAUCCUGAAGAUGCUCGGCCGGCUAGCAUCGACGAGCAUUUGCUUCAAACAGCCAAGGCAUGCGACGAAUAUGCCUCACAGCUUGUAACUCUUCUGGGCUUCCUGCGUUGGAGACCUGGAGAGUUGAGAGCAUUAGAAGCUAUACGGACCAUGAUGCUUCGACGACAGAGAAAUACGGAAAUUCAAACUUUGGAAGAAAAGUUGAUCAAUGUGCAAAAAGACCUAUUGCUUGCUUUGACAACUUCAUCACAUUCUCGACAAUCAUCAGCUAUGGUUGUGAUACAUGAAUUGAAGCAUCAAAAUGCAGUGUUAGAGGCCAACACAACCACAAAACUCGAAUCAGUUGGGUCCCUCAUUCGAGGUAUCGACCAAAAGAAAGAAGGCACAAGUAAGGCUACCAAGGUGUUCAUUUCCCAUCUCGACAAUCUUGUAAUUGAAGCACAACGUGUCAAGAAGCAUCACGAAUUUCUCAAAAGUCUUCGAUUCAGGGAGAUUAAGCAACGAUACAGCGCCAUUCAGGACCAUCAUAAAGCCACAUUCAAUUGGGUCUUCGUUGAAGUAAAAACAGGUUUUAGGGAGUGGCUUGAGGAAGGAAGUGGCUUUUUCUGGGUCAAGGUCAAGGCUGGAAGUGGAAAGUCGACAUUGAUGAAGUUCAUCGCCACUCACGACGAUACACAAUCGCUUCUUCGUACCUGGGGAGGUGAGAGCAGGGAAUCGCUUCCACUGCGCUUUUGCUUCUUUGUCGAUGGUCUCGAUGAGUACACUGUUGGGGCGCAUCGUUAUACCGGGACAUUUGAGGAGCUUCUUAGUCCAUUGAGGGUUCUCGCUUCAUCCCCCUCCAUCAAGAUUUGUGUCUCUAGUCGGCCUUGGGAUGCUUUCGACAGAGAGUUCAGCCAGGUCAAGCGGAAGCUACAACUCGAGGAUUUGACCAGGGAAGACAUAAGACGCUACGUAAAGGAGGAACUAGGCGUCGAUCCAAAAUUCCAGAGGCUCUCCGAGAUGGAUCUGCGGUGCUCUGAGAUAAAAGACACUAUCGUCCAACGCGCACAAGGCGUGUUCCCAUGGGUUUAUCUUGUGGUGAACUCCCACAAAAGAGGAUUAAUAGAGGACGAUAACUACGCGAAUCUGCAAAGUCGACUAAAUGAGCUUCCCGAUGAUUUGCAGAGAUAUUUUGAGCACAUGUUGCAGACUAUCGAGACCAUAUAUUGGGACAGCACUACAAGGAUCUUUAGAGUUGUUAUCGCUGCAGAACAAGCAUUACCUUUGCUUGCAUUUGAACUUUUAGACCGCGAGAUGGACGACUCUGAUUAUGCUUUGACAAUGCAAUCAAGCACAUUAACGGAUAUUGAAAGCGAGGCUAUCUGCAAACGAUCAAACACAAGACUCAACGCUCUCCGUGGUGAUUUGCUUUACGUCACUGUGAAUCCAACAGAGACUGGGCUAUUUAAGAGUCAGGUUGACUUUUUGCACCGAACUGUGAGGGGUUUCUUCCUCGACACAUGUGUUAUAGACGAUAUGAUCCAAAAGCGCCCUACGGAGACGUUUAAUCCUCACUUAUCACUUUGCAGGAUUAUGCUUGCUCUCAACAAGGUCCUCACUCCUGACAAGAACUCAUCUCAGGUUUACAAUCAGCUCUACAUUGUCGCCGAUGGUUUGAUGCAUUAUGCACGACACAUCGAAGAUACAUUUAAAAGACUAGAGGGAGAUGGGGAAUCUGACCUUCAUAAAGCGAAUCUCGAGCAGGUGUUUAAGAUCCUCGAUGAGCUGGACCGCACUAAUUGCGAAGGUUUAAAUCGUCCCGGAGUUCACUGGACAAACAUGAAGGACGCUCCACACGGCACGUUCCGAUAG
Messenger RNA from Fusarium venenatum, 1932 nucleotides. NCBI's taxonomy places the organism in Eukaryota, Fungi, Ascomycota, Sordariomycetes, Hypocreales, Nectriaceae. The record is from RefSeq and is a predicted model, not a curated record.